UAGUUCAACAUACACAGCCAAAUUAAUGAACACGAGUAGGGGGACAAACUGAGAGCUUGGACUAAACCAGACUCAUGGAGGCACUAAUAGGGACAAGACAUUUACCACAUCUAAGUAUGACGACGUGCUAGCUCAGAAUAUGGUAAUGGCUCUAGACAAAGCCAUCAGGAAAGAACAAAGAACUGAGACUGGAGAGAAGGCUAAAUAAGUAUCAAAUUUUCUAUUACAAAGUCUAUUAUGUCAAGUAUGUCACCCUCUACAUCUACAUGUUCAUGGUAUUCUUUGAAGUGCCCUCCUGGUGUCUGACCAAUUCAAAUAUAAAGGAUAGGAGAAGAUGAGAUCCUGAUGUGUAUCCUAAUUCUGGGAUUCCCAAGCUUCCUCACUACAUAUCACGGCUCAUUGAGCUGAUAUGACUAUUUACUCUACUUUUCUUCACUUUUUUCAGGCGAACUUUUAGGAAGUUGACUAAAUUGGCGAAAUCAAGAGAGCUUAUACAAACAAUUCUUACAUUUGCAUCAGUCAUUGACAUUAUGGUUGCCUUGAUUAGAAGUAAUUCGCCAUAUAUCAGCCAUUUUAUCAGGAUUUUACUCAUAGUAAUCUUCAUUAGAGGGCUUAGGGAAGCUCUUAAAAGAAUUGCUCUCGUUAUCGCAGACUCGAAAGAGAUCCUCCUCAUGAUUAUUUCCUACAUAAUCCUCUUUGGAUGGGUCGGGUUUCGAUUAUUCAGAGGAACACAGCAAGGAGAAGCUUACUUCUCCUCUCUAUCUGAGAGUAUAUGGAGCAUGAUGGUCCUGUUGACUACUGCAAAUUUUCCUGAUGUAAUGAUGCUAGCCUAUAACAUAAAUAGAGCAUAUGCUAUAUUCUUUAUCAUUUAUCUAGUGUUUGUUCUAUUCUUUCUGCUGAAUUUAGUCUUGGCUGUUUAUUACAAUAAUUAUCGAACAAGAGUCGAUAAUACUAUUAGUAAAUUCAUGUCGAUAAGAGAGCAAUUUCUACAGUUGAAAUUUCAGUCUCAUGAUUUAGAAAAUAAGGGAUAUCUGACUCAGAGAGAGUUUAAAUCAAUGAUCACUGACUUAUUUGAGCUGAACCUACAGGCAGUCAAAAAGACAAAUCUGAAUAAGAUAGCUGCUCAAUUUAGCCAUAGAUGUCGCGGUCAGAUAACAUUAGAAGACUUUUUACAAUAUUUUGAAAUAAUGGACUUUGUAUCUCUCGAUAAUCAGAUCUCUGGCUCUGUUGCUCUUAAAGUUAAUCUCAGAAGGAGGAGAGUCAAGAAAAUAGUCACCAAUGCCUUCUAUGACCUUCUAAUGAAUGUCAUAGUCGCUUUGAAUAUUGUCUCUAUCUUAGCCAAGGACAUGGGAGAGAUGUUCAGUGAGAAAAACGAGCACUUAAUGCCGUGGCUCAUUACCCAACUCAUAAUCACCUGGCUCUUCCUAGCUGAAAUGAUCUUGAUCUGAUAUGGAUUUGGUGUGCUUAAAGCAUUCAAAAGGCGAAACCAUCUCAAAAUCGAGAUAUUGUUCCAAAUCAUCAUUCUCAGUGCUUUCAUAUAUUACUUAGUAAGUCUUGAGACCGAGGUCCUUAUUAGAUAUCAAGAAAUAAUAAUCAUCCUCAGAGGAUUCAGAUUGAUGAAGCUAUUUAACGAAAUUAAACAGUGGAAGAUAAUAAUCAGAACAAUUUCUUCUCUGAUAAAACCAUUCGCAAGUCUAUUACUUGUGUCUUUCGUCUUCUUCCUGCUUUUCUCUCUUAUAGGCGAUAGGGCUUUCGGAGGGCUUUCAGCUACAAAUUCAAAUGUUGUAAGGGACCAAAAUAUUCCUGACACAUACAUUGAAAUGAACUUCAACGAUAUAGCAAAUUCUUUCGUGACCUUAUUCACUUUGAUGGUAGUGAACAAUUGGCACGUCAUAGUCCUAAUGUUUGAAAACAUUACUGGGACUAUCUGGACGAGACUGUUCUUUAUACUAUUUUACUUCUUCAGUGUUCUAGUCAUACUAAACAUCCUUGUUGCUUUAUCAAUCGAUAUCUAUUCCAGUAUUGAAAGUAUCAAUUCCCAGAAUGAAAAGAAGGAUCGUGAAGAUCCCACCAAUGAAGAUGAUUUGGUAUCUGAAUCAUUCACAUCUCUAUCUCAGGUUUGAAAUAAGUACAAAACUACACCCAUAAAAGACAGCACUCCUUCAGAUGAAGAAGAGGAUGAGUUCUUUUUCCAACAAAAAGAAAAAGAGGAUAAAGAGGAAGAAAAGGAGGAGCGCAAAGAAGAGAUAAAGGAGACAAAACAAUCAAAACUAAAGAAAUCCCCCAAGAUCCAGGACUCUCAUGAGUGUAGUGAAAGUAAUUGUCAUGAACCUCUACUCAAGUAA
Molecule: messenger RNA, 2345 nt
Organism: Moneuplotes crassus
Lineage: Eukaryota; Ciliophora; Spirotrichea; Euplotida; Euplotidae
Source: the annotation of a GenBank genome assembly